GCCGGGCGAGGAGGCGGGGCACGUCGGCCACCGCCCCUCCUCCGCCGCUGCCGCCGCCGCCGCCGCCGCGGCUUCCUGGGCUGAGUCCGCCCGCGGCCCCAGCGGCGCCAGGUGCGUUCGCCUCUCCGGACUCUUGCUUGCUCCUGGUCCCGUCGCCGCCGCCGCCGCUGCCGCCGAGAUGGCGACGCGCUCCUGCCGGGAGAAGGCUCAGAAACUGAACGAGCAGCACCAGCUCAUCCUGUCCAAACUGCUGAGGGAGGAGGACAACAAGUACUGCGCCGACUGCGAAGCCAAAGGUCCCCGAUGGGCUUCCUGGAACAUUGGUGUGUUUAUUUGCAUCAGAUGUGCUGGAAUUCAUAGAAAUCUUGGUGUUCAUAUAUCCAGGGUCAAAUCAGUCAACCUAGACCAAUGGACACCAGAACAGAUACAGUGCAUGCAAGAUAUGGGAAAUACUAAAGCAAGACUACUCUAUGAAGCCAACCUUCCUGAAAACUUUCGAAGACCACAGACAGAUCAAGCAGUAGAAUUUUUCAUCAGAGAUAAAUAUGAAAAGAAGAAGUAUUAUGACAAAAAUGCUAUAGCUAUUACAAAUAUUUCCUCCUCUGAUGUUCCUCUUCAGCCUCUAGUAUCUUCUCCUUCUCUGCAAGCUGCUGUUGAGAAAAACAAAUUGGAGAAAGAAAAGGAGAAGAAAAAGGAAGAGAAAAAGAGAGAAAAGGAGCCAGAAAAGCUUACAAAACCACUUACAACUGAAAAGACUUGUGACAUGGCAGAAAUUUUGUGGGUGGGCUGUGAUGAAGGAAGCCAUUCACCUCAUGUUGGCCAGGAAGCAGAGAGAGCAAGCCAGAAAGGAGCGAGCCAGGAACAAGAUAACAGUCCCCAGCUACAGAAGAAAGAAGAGCAACAAUUGGAGCCUAAAAAAAGUACCAGCCCUAAAAAAGCUGCAGAGCCCACUGUCGAUCUUUUAGGACUUGAUGGCCCUGCGGAAGCACCAGUGACCAAUGGGAGCACAGCCACAGUGCCAGCCCUGAACGAUGAUCUGGACAUCUUUGGACCAAUGAUUUCUAAUCCUUUACCUGCAACUGUUAUGCCCCCAGCUCAAGGGAAUUCCUCCAUACCAACAACUGCCACCCUGUCUACAGUGACAUCUGGGGAUCUGGAUCUAUUCACUGAGCAAACCACAAAAUCGGAAGAAGUAGUGAAGAAACAGCUCUCCAAAGACUCUAUCUUAUCUCUGUAUGGCGCGGGAACCGUUCAGCAGCAAAGCACUCCUGGUGUGUUUCUGGGACCAACAAAUAUACCAUUUACCUCACAAGCACCAAGCACAUUUCAAGGCUUCCCGUCGAUGGGUGUACCUGUGCCUGCGGCUCCCGGCCUGCUAGGAAAUGUGAUGGGUCCAAGCACAAGCAUGAUGGUGGGCAUGCCCAUGCCCAAUGGCUUCAUGGGAAAUGCACAAACUGGCGUGAUGCCCCUUUCUCAAAAUGCUGUUGGCCCCCAAGGAGGAAUGGUGGGACAGAUGGGUGUGCCCCAGAGCAAGUUCAGCCUGCCGCCAGCUCAGCAGCCCCAGUGGGGCCUCUCACAGGUGAACCAGCAGAUGGCGAGCAUGAGCGUGGGCGUGGGCGGUGCCGGCUCUGCGUCGGGCUUCAGCCAGACCCCCAGCACCACUGCAGGCUGGCCUGGGAGCUCCUCCGGCCAGACGCUGAGCACGCAGCUGUGGAAGUGAGUGGUCGGUGAUGCCGCCUCCAGAAUGAACACCUGACAUUCCUUGCUGAACGCAUCUAGUUCCCCUGUUUACUCAUGUACAUACAAUUGUUUUCUUUCUCCCCCAUCUCUUCACAUUAAGAAUGAUCUGAUUGACCGUGUUGGUCUGUGCUGAUUAAUUUUGAUGUGGUAAAACACAGGUUGAGAAACCGUUUAUGUCAAGGACAGCUUUGCUCAUGUUUCCCUGAUUUCAUAAGCCACUUUAUUUGAGAAGCUGCCCAGUCAACUUGCAUAAUCAGUUUUACUCUCAAUAAAAUUAUAGCUCUAAUGUUUGCAUAUAAGGGAAGUAGUUAUGUUAGUAAUACCUCUAACAGUAUAAACCCCACCCCAAAUUAGCCAGUAAUCUGUAGGAAGGUACUGUAUGAUCAAAUAUUUAAUCAUAUAAAUAGAAUGUAAAUGUUUCACUGAGCACUGUUUUCUAGUGUAUCAAAAUUCUUUUUAUUUCAUUAUUCACCUCACUGUGCUGUUGUUACAAUGUGCUUACAGGGAACGUGGUUAGUGAAAGGAAGAUGAACCUGGAUGUUAUUCUAGAACUUAAUGAAUGUUUAAAGAAUUCAAAUUUUAUCUGCCUCUUGAAUUUGGAUCACUAAUGUACAUAGUGCUAUAACACGAAGACCUUUUCCUGCACUAUAUGUAAACAGGGUAACUAAAAGCUAUUUUCAAUCCUUGAAGGUGUAUCCAGGUUUAUGACAGUAAUUGUGUUUACAUUUUAUGGUGCCUAGUAUUGACAAAAUGUUAUUUCCCUAUAUUAAACAGAUGAAUCCAUA
This is a messenger RNA of Cavia porcellus (domestic guinea pig), 2525 nucleotides long. It is a transcript of the gene Smap1, whose product is annotated as small ArfGAP 1. The transcript is spliced from 12 exons. Gene Ontology annotation, cellular component: cytoplasm. Lineage: Eukaryota; Metazoa; Chordata; Mammalia; Rodentia; Caviidae. Gene Ontology annotation, biological process: regulation of clathrin-dependent endocytosis. Bases 179 to 1720 code for a protein of 513 amino acids. The record is from RefSeq and is a predicted model, not a curated record. Gene Ontology annotation, molecular function: metal ion binding; GTPase activator activity.